GAUCUUCCCGACAGACCCGAGACGUGACCCUGAGCGGCGGGGAGAGAGAGAGUCAAGGUGAACAGCAGCCUUUCUUCUUUUUCACGGAUAUUUGGCGUGUAAAUUUGGAUGAGAGACUCCUCAGCAGCCUCUUGAGACAUCCCACGCCAGUCUGAUGGGAGCGUUGUGUGUCUGAGAGCGUCGUGAAAGAUGGAGGCUGCGUGGUGAUGUGAUGCACCUGGAGACACUCGCGUCAUCCAGCACACACCGAACACUCACGAGGAUACCAGUAAAUAUUCAAUCCCUUGACAAGUCGAUCAGCGGGAGGAGAACACGAUGAAUGUGCUUGUUUCUCUUCCCAUUGACAGAGAACAAUAGUGAGACUGCAGUGUGUCUGUGUGUCUGUGCGUGAGUGUGUGUUUCCUUUACGCAUGUAACGAACACUGCAAGCUCAACAGUAGUGAGAACCAAGUGACAAUGUGAGGAAACAAAGCUAAGUAUAAUCAAUCCAGGACAACGUAAAGAACACACGUACGAACACCUACACCCCCAACCUGCCUCGCAUCCCUUGGCUAGCUGCCCACACACUCACACACACGUACACGGGCACGGCUGGAGGAGAAGGCAAGUGUGGUAGAGUUCUCCGCCUCGUUGUGACGCGCCUGUCCAUAAUGUAGCAAGGCGGCCACCCACACAAGCCAGCGGCGGCCGACGAUGGUGGAAGAUGAGGAGGCCAUCAGGAAAGUCAAGAGGAAGAAGGGGGCCGGGAUGGUGGGCCGCCUCCCCCUUCCCUUCCCCUUCCACCUCACCUCCACCGAGGCGAGGACCUCUACAGCCCCGUCCCGCUCCCCCCUCGCCCCCCAGCCACGCCAAGAAUGUACUGGCGAUGGUCAUCGUGGUCUUCUUCGCCUUCUUCAGCGCAGGUCGAGGACACAUACGGGAGGGUCGCCGCGGUCCACUACUACUGUUGGGCGUACCGGAUCCCACCCUGCCCCCGCCGCCCCCGCCUAAGCUGGACCCGGCCCACUCUGCUGAUGUCACGGCCCUCGCUGACCGCCCCGCCAUCCUCAACUGUCGGGUGCACAACAUCAACAACAAGACGGUGUCGUGGAUCCGCCACCGCGAUAUCCACCUGCUCACCGUGGGCCGCUACACCUACACGUCAGACCAGCGGUUCAGGGCGCUGCACGAGGAUGACUCGGAUGACUGGAUCCUCAAAAUCAACUACGUGCAGACGCGGGACUCGGGCGUGUAUGAGUGUCAAGUGUCCACGACCCCUCCUCUCUCGCACUUCAUCCGCCUCACAGUCGUUAAGCCACACACGCACAUCCUGGGAGGCCCCGACAUGCACAUCAACACAGGCUCCACCAUCAACCUGACCUGCCUUGUGGAGUACAGCCCAGAGCCGCCAGACUUCAUCUACUGGAACCACAACAACAAGAUUAUCAGCUAUGACUCGAGCCGCGGAGGGGUGACUGUCAUCCUGGAGAAGGGGGAUCUCACUACCAGCUCCUUGCUUAUCCAGAAGGCGCGCCCAUCAGACUCCGGCCGCUAUGACUGCAGUCCCUCCAACGCUGACUCCGCUAAUGUCACCGUGCACGUGUUGAAUGGCGAGCACCCGGCGGCGAUGCAACACGGAGGCCAGAGCACCUACACCAACUCCUCUCUUAGCAACAUCCUACUGUGUCUCCUGGCGCUGCUGGCCGCCCUCCGCACCACGCUCAUGUAAAUCGCAGGCUCGUCCUCCCCACCCAGUCAAGACACAUCACUCGACUUAACGUUCUUACUGCUUCACUCCACUGAGCGAGCGAGUGAGCGAGCGAGCAAGCAAGCAAGCAAGCAAGCAAGCCCCGUCUACACACACACACACACACACACACACACACACACACACACACACACACACACAGACCAAUCCGUAUUUAUGUGCACAAAAACUACGUACUCAGUGGAUUUUUAUGGCGAAAGUCUUGACGCAUCGAGGCAGCGAGGCAAUCAAUAGUAGGGUCAGCACAGGGCCAGCCAGCCAGCCAGCCAGCCCAGCCAGGCCCACCCCAACACAGCCCAGCAGCAGCCCAGCCCAGCCCAGCCCAGCCCCUGCCCACCCUGCCCACAACGCCCCCAUCCCUCC
Molecule: messenger RNA, 2110 nt
Organism: Portunus trituberculatus (swimming crab)
Lineage: Eukaryota; Metazoa; Arthropoda; Malacostraca; Decapoda; Portunidae
Product: SPEG neighbor protein-like
Exons: 7
Coding region: 704-1708 (334 amino acids)
Biological process (GO): synapse organization
Cellular component (GO): neuron projection membrane
Source: RefSeq, a predicted model, not a curated record